Molecule: messenger RNA, 1163 nt
Organism: Paramacrobiotus metropolitanus
Lineage: Eukaryota; Metazoa; Tardigrada; Eutardigrada; Parachela; Macrobiotidae
Product: fibroblast growth factor receptor-like 1
Exons: 5
Coding region: 167-943 (258 amino acids)
Source: RefSeq, a predicted model, not a curated record
UUCAGUCUGGUUUCAGGGUGUACUAUACUGAACAUCCGCCUAGCAACCGACUUAGAGAAGUCAAUAGUUUUUAUCUCGUACUAAAAAUCGUAAUAAUAUAAAAUUAUUGCUUUUCGCCGAGCUUCGCACAAUUUUAAUGUACCGUAAAUAAAUACAUUUACUUGCAAUGCAUUUACUUCGGCUCUUUUGCUUGUUAUCGUUAACAAAUGGACAUCCUGCCCAGAAUGGGCACCACUCGUUAAUAACUGAUAAUCGUCCGCACUUGCUGCAAGCAGAUGAGCCGGAGCUGUAUGCCAUGGCGGGAACCAGGAAGACCGAAGUUAACUGCGAAAUCGACGACAGUUCAAACUCCACAUCCGUUACGUGGUUUCGCAAUGGAUCCGAGAUAAUUCCUUACGGGGAUCCUGACAACCGACGCUUCGUCACCAAAAAGGCCGGUUUCGUGCUGGUGCUGCAUAAUUUAACGUUAUCCGAUCAUAACAGCGUCAUCGGCUGCCGAUUAACCAACGCACACGGUACAACAUGGCAUAAUGUGACCUUGAUAGUGAUUUCUGAGGCAAAAAUACCAGGACACCCCCGCAUGCCCAGUAUAUUUGAGGACGACAACGUGGAACAAGCAAAACAGGAUGAACCGCAAGCGCCGUACUUUUUCAUGCAUUCCGGAACCAAAACGCUGGAAUUUAAAAUGACAAAACUGGUGGGUGCCAGCGGAUUAUUGGGAUGUUUGGCAGUGGGAUACCCGCAGUCGUUGGUCGUCUGGACGAAGGACGGGGCGGUGGUUCAUAAUAGUACGAAAAGGAUUUCCGUGUCUCAAGAAGACUUCUCCCUGCGGAUCGAAGAUCUGCAAGCGAGCGACAGAGGGCAUUACCAAUGCACUGCCACAAAUAUUUACGGAUCAGUAGUGGCGAAAUACGCUCUUGCUGUCGUCGACAUUAAAAGCUGAUCGGGAAAAGACAGCAUGCGUCAGCCAGUUAAUGGUUUGCGCGUGCAUCUGGAAGUUCCUCCCGCAUAAUCCGUUAUCAAGCAGACGACGCGAUGCCAGUCAUGCAAUUGCCUGACUGCUUGUUCACUUUCGAGGUGGUCGAUCGCUGCCCGUUCUUACUUUUUGCUUGUUUCUCGGAACCAAUCAAGCACCUACGUACAUUAAAGUAUGUAAAGUGAAA